GUACGCGGUGACGUAGAUAGAAGGAGACUGAGUAGACCUGCAGCAGCUGUAUCAACACGUCUGGACCAGAAACUGGUGGGAACCAGCUGCAGUCUCGGGGAGAGUUCAAAGAACAAGUGAAGGAGACAGGUAAGACCGUCACGUCAACAAAGAGCUGGACACGAACAGGUGCGGCAGGUGCAUCUACCUCUCAGCAUCCCUCUCCGGGGCCACGCAGGGCUCCACUUGUCCGGGAUGGCGGAGGAGACCCGGGUCAUCUACCACCUGGAAGACCAGGAAACCCCCUACCUGAUCCGGAUCGGCGUGCCCACGACGCGCGUGACCCUGGCGGACUUCAAACAGGCCCUGAGCAAACCGAACGUCAAAUUUUUCUUUAAGUCGGUGGACGACGACUUCGGGGUGGUUAAAGAGGAGAUCAGUGACGAUGACACCCUCCUGCCGUGUGUUAACGGACGAGUCAUCUGCUGGGUGGUGUCAUCGGACACCUGCACAUCAGAUUUCAAGGGGUCGGACAUCCAGUCUGUGGCCACGCCCUCUAGUGUGGCCCCACCCCCCAUUGAAAGGACAGGUGGGAUCGGAGACUCCCGACCUCCAUCGUUUCAUGCAGCAGCUGUGAGUCGUGACGACUCGCACCCUUCAGUCGUUUCAGCAUCGGAAAAACUGCAAGGAGGCGUGGCUGCUGCCUCUGCAGGUGGACAUCUGAAUGGACAUGUCCACCAAACGUCUGAUGAGGUGGUGGGGCCAGUAGGUGGCGGGGACAGCUCCUCCACCCAGCAGAGCAGCGAGUUGGAGACCACCAGCUUCUGCUCAUCUGAGGAAGACUCAGGGGGAAGGUUCAGCCAAUCCACAAAGCUGAGCAGCUUGUCGCCACGACUCAUCAGGAGACAACGGCGGCGCCACCGGAAACCCAAAGAAUCUCGGAUGGAGAGGUCCGUCUCCUUCAGCAGUGUCACCGACUCCACCAUGUCUCUCAACAUCGUCACCGUUACCCUCAACAUGGAGCGGUACAACUUCCUGGGCAUCAGCAUCGUGGGUCAGAGCAACGAUCGCGGGGAUGGAGGUAUCUACAUCGGUUCUAUCGUGAGAGGGGGCGCCGUUGCAGCCGAUGGACGCAUCGAGCCAGGAGACAUGCUUCUGCAGGUGAAUGAUAUCAACUUUGAGAACAUGAGCAAUGAUGAUGCGGUCCGAGUUCUGAGAGACGUUGUCCACCAGCCAGGGCCGGUGACGCUGACCGUAGCAAAGUGUUGGGAUCCGAACCCACGAGGCUGCUUCACGCUGCCCAGAAGUGAGCCUGUCCGACCUAUUGACCCCGCUGCAUGGGUAUCUCACACCGCCGCCAUGACUGGGAGGCUCCUCCCACAUUACAGUAUGUCGUCGCAGCCCAUCUCUUCUGUCCCCUGUACAUCACACAUCCACUCAGCUUUGUCUUCCUCAGGUGUCCACGAAGACCAGCACCUGAAUGUCCACAGCGACAUGACAGUGAUCGUCAAGGCGAUGGCCAACCCAGAGUCAGGCCUGGAGGUUCGAGACAGGAUGUGGUUGAAGAUCACUAUUCCCAACGCUUUUAUUGGUUCUGAUGUGGUGGACUGGCUCCACCGUAACGUGGAAGGUUUCCCCGACCGCCGCGAAGCUCGCAAAUAUGCCGGCAACCUGCUGAAGGCUGGCUUCAUCAGACAUACCAUCAACAAGGUCACGUUCUCUGAGCAGUGCUACUACGUGUUUGGAGACCUGUGCGCAGACUUGGGCUCCAUGUCUCUAUUAGACGACGGAGAGGGACCAAGUCAAAGAGGAGGAUCGGACUGCAACCCUUCGGCCUUCCCCUACCAAUACCCCAUACUUCACCCCUACAGCUCCCCUUACCCCCUCCACCAGCUGCCUGCCUUAGGUGGGGAAGGGAACCACCACAGUGAAGGUGUUCACAGCAGCCAAUCAGAAUUCAGUGAUGACCAGAAGGAGCGAGAAGAUGGAGGAGGAGGAGGAGGAAAAGAUGGAGGGGGAGGACAGCUAGAAUUUGAGACUAUAAAAGAGGAGGAGAGCUCUUCGUGUCAGGCGACUGACUCCCUGAGUGACGGUGCUCCCCCUCGUCUUCCAUCCUCUCAUUCUCGUCUUUAUGGUGACACACACGUUCUGCCUCCUCUUGGAGGUCAGAGCUCCUCCGUUCCACCACAGAUCCCCCAGCAGUCUUUCCACCUGGCCAUGGGACACCCCAGUGACCUCUUUGUGGAUGUCAUGUGAACCUGUAAUAAUGAUGUCACAUCCUGUUAGGUGGUGGUUCUGUACUUCUACCUGCAGCUGAAACUAUACCAUGUUUCUGAAUUCAUUAAUGUUUCUGAUCACUGUGAAGAAGGCCUAAACCCCACAAAGACCUGGACUUGGUCUGAACCGAUCCGUAAUCCAGGAGCCGUCUCCUACAGCCCGUGUGCCUGCUGCUGGGAUUUAGCCACGUUUAGCCGAGUUGACUGGAAACUGGACCAACAACCUGGGGACUGAAGGAGGACCGGUCUACUUCCAGAGUCUUUCUGUAAACACAAACCAGGAAGCAGGAAGCAGCCAGGCUUCAGGCUGCAGCGUUUCUAGGUUAGAUCAGUGAUGUGUCCUCUCUGUCCAUAGAGACUCGCUAACAUCUCAAUAAACAUCUAAUUGGUUGA
Messenger RNA from Nothobranchius furzeri (turquoise killifish), 2648 nucleotides. The record is from RefSeq and is a predicted model, not a curated record. NCBI's taxonomy places the organism in Eukaryota, Metazoa, Chordata, Actinopteri, Cyprinodontiformes, Nothobranchiidae.